UGGAGGCCUCUAAACCCUUCUUCUCCCCCCGACCCCUACACGCCGCCGCCGCCGCUUGCCGGAGGCUACCGCUAUGUCGCCGGCGCCCGCCGCAACCGACGGCCGCAUCCGGAGUUAUGAGGACUUCGCGCGGGUGCACGCGUACCUGCUGGCCGCGUCCGGUGUCCCGCCGUCGGCGCCCGCCGCAACCGACGGCCGCAUCCGGAGUUAUGAGGACUUCGCGCGGGUGCACGCGUACCUGCUGGCCGCGUCCGGUGUCCCGCCGUCGCUGCACGAGCGGCUGUACCGCAAGCUCGCGGACGAGGUCUUCGACGGCGGGGAGGUCUUCGCCGUCGAGCCCUGCGAGGACGGGAGGCAGAGGCGCCUCGUUCUCGCGGCGGAGGACCCGCUCGGGAGGGAGUCCGACGUCUUCCUCGUCGACCACGCGUGGUCCUUCCGCCUCCCCGAUGCGCUCAAGCAGUUGCGGGAAGUGCCAGGAUUGGCUGAAAGGAUGGCAGCAUUGAUGUGUGUGGAUCUGGACCGGAGGCUUGAAACUGAAGAGUUGGAUGAACAUGAUAGUGAUAGGAGUGGGAGCUUGGAGCAUGUCUUGCAAAUAGUAGAGAAAGAAAAGGCUAGAAUCCAGGAGAGGGGAAGUGAUUCUGCAGCAUGGCUGGAACUUGAGGAACUUGGAAUUGAUGAUGACAUGCUAGUAGCCUUGGAUCUAUCUACAAAGUUUCCGAAUAUGGUAGCUCUCAAUCUAUGGGGAAACAAGCUGCAUGAUACAGAGAAAGUGAUGCAAGAAAUCAGGAAGUGUCCAAAGCUAAAGGCACUUUGGUUGAAUGAGAAUCCUGUUCUUGGCAAAGGUAUUGACAAGGCUAUUCUAGAUGGUCUCUCUGAAUUAGAAAUAUACAAUUCACAUUUUACGAGUAAAGCUGGAGAGUGGGCAUUAAGUUUUUGCGCAGACAUUGUUGGAGCAGAUAACCCCUGUUCCUCUGUGGAAAGCACAUUGUUGGAGAGUGCUGUGACUAUUGAUCUUUCUGAUAGGUGCAUUCACAAGCUACCAGAGGCUUUCUCUCCUAGUAAAUUGCCAUCUUUGUCAAAAUUGAACAUCCGUGGUAAUCCUCUGGAUCAAAUCUCUGGUGACAAUAUCCUUAAGCUAUUUAGUGGAUUUACUCAGUUACAAGAGCUGGAGGUUGACAUUCCUGGCCCUCUGGGAAACAGUGCAAUUUCCAUUCUUGAGGCUCUUCCUAAUUUAACUUUGCUAAAUGGUGUGAAUUCUUCAAGUAUAAUAGAGAGCGGGAAGCACAUAGUUGACUCUGCACUUGAACCACGGCUUCCAGAAUGGUCACCAGAAGAAUCCCUUGCUGAAAGAGUUAUUGGUGCAAUGUGGUUGUAUCUUAUGACAUACCGACUUGCAGAUGAAGAAAAGAUUGAUGAAACACCUGUUUGGUAUGUCAUGGAUGAGUUGGGCUCAGCCAUGCGCCACAGUGAUAAUGCAAACUUCAGAAUAGCUCCGUUCUUGUUCAUGCCAGAAGGGAAACUAGCCACUGCUAUAAGUUACACAGUUCUGUGGCCCACUCAUGAUGUUCAUACUGGAGAAGAGUGUACCCGGGAUUUCUUGUUUGGUAUUGGCGAGGAGAAGCAACGUUCAGCUAGGCUUACAGCUUGGUUUCACACACCAGAGAACUACUUUAUUCAGGAAUUCAGGAAGUACCAGGAACAACUUCAAACAAAUAGCAUUUGUUCUUCAACAAAAACUAAAGAGGCACCAUCAACCAAAAGUGUUCGUCCAAGUGAUGGCCGUGCACUUCGAGUAUAUACUGACAUACCUCACGUAGAGGAGUUUUUAACACGGCCAGAGUUUGUUCUCACAACUGAUCCAAAGGAGGCGGACAUCAUCUGGGUAAGCAUGCAAGUGGAUUCAGAAGUAAAGAAUGCACUAGGGCUUACAGACAAACAAUACACGAAUCAAUUUCCUUUUGAAGCUUGCCUGGUCAUGAAGCACCAUCUUGCGGAGACCAUCCACAAGGCAUGGGGCUCACCUGAAUGGCUUCAACCUACAUAUAACCUAGAGACCCAUUUGUCUCCACUGAUUGGUGAUUAUUGUACGAGGAAACGAGAUGGCGUGGACAACUUAUGGAUCAUGAAGCCUUGGAACAUGGCAAGAACAAUUGAUACCACAGUUACUGGUGAUUUAUCUGCUAUCAUCAGACUUAUGGAGACAGGUCCCAAGAUAUGCCAAAAGUAUAUUGAAUGCCCUGCACUUUUCCAAGGAAGGAAGUUUGAUCUUCGUUACAUUGUUUUGGUCCGCAGUAUACGCCCUUUGGAGAUAUUUCUUUCCGAUGUUUUCUGGGUUAGGUUAGCAAACAAUCAGUACACUCUGGAGAAGACUAGCUUUUUUGAGUAUGAGACCCAUUUCACUGUGAUGAAUUACAUUGGAAGGAUGAACCAUAUGAACACGCCAGAAUUCAUCAAGGAGUUCGAGAAGGAGCACCAAGUUAAAUGGCUGGAGAUCCACGAAAGCAUACGGUCUACGAUACGGUGCGUCUUCGAGUCGGCCACCGCUGUUCAUCCUGAGAUGCAGAACCCUUUCUCCAGGGCCAUCUAUGGGGUAGACGUUAUGCUUGAUAACAGAUUCAAGCCAAAGAUUUUAGAGGUGACGUACUGUCCAGAUUGCGGGAGGGCGUGCAAAUAUGACACACAAGCUCUCGUGGGAAACCAGAAUACCAUCAAGGGCAGUGAUUUUUUCAACAGGGUGUUUGGCUGCCUCUUUCUCGACGAGCAAACAAAUGUGUCGCCGUUGUAAUCAUCACCCGGAAGGCCGGAAGGCUGUUGUAACUUGUAAUAUCAAGGUUAUCACAACAUGACACGUAUAAGCUGUCAGGCCUGUUGCCAAUGCGAAAGGAAUGAUGGAUUGUCUCUUUCUUUGCCUGUUUCUAGUCGUAGUUUGUUGAAGCUUUCCGAGACAGAGUAUUCUCUGAAAGUCUGAACCAUGCUCGUUACUGAAUGUGUUGCUGUGGUGGUUUGGAUGAUA
Molecule: messenger RNA, 3013 nt
Organism: Setaria italica (foxtail millet)
Lineage: Eukaryota; Viridiplantae; Streptophyta; Magnoliopsida; Poales; Poaceae
Product: tubulin--tyrosine ligase-like protein 12
Exons: 15
Coding region: 74-2785 (903 amino acids)
Biological process (GO): protein modification process
Source: RefSeq, a predicted model, not a curated record